GCCUGGACGAAGCUUCCCUCAGCUAGACUGGAUUGCGCCUACCGCACCUGCAUGCGACGGACUCGACGACACAAAAACCUCUCGCGCCAUCUUUCUUCCCCCUUCACAGCUCCCUCACCACUCCUCAAGAGAAACCUCACACCCUCUAUCCGAGCAUUGUUUGCUCCGGCGGCAUUGAUUUGUCCCUCAUUGGCUUUACCUGCACUGAGCUCGCUUUGCACUAUUGCAUCACAGCGCCCUCAUUCUGCCCCUCAGCGUUUGACUUUCAAUCGCGCCAUCUUACCUAGCCAACACUCCCUUUGCACAAACAACUUUGGCCUGUCACCCGCCUGAUCUCCCACCAUGGUCCUCGUCGACAACCAGGAAUACCUCUGCGAAGAGGAGAAGAGAUUGAGGGAAGAUACCAAACGUGAGCGGUACUGGAAGAAGUGGGGCCCUUACGUUGCAGAGAGGCAAUGGGCUACAGUUAGAGAAGAUUACUCCCACGAUGGAGAUGCCUGGAGCCACUUCUCCCACGACAUGGCUCGCUCGAGGGCUUACCGUUGGGGUGAAGACGGAAUUGCUGGUGUUUCCGACACCCAUAGCUUGCAGAACGUCGCAUUUGCCUUCUGGAACGAGAAAGAUGACUUCCUGAAGGAGAGACUUUUCGGUUUGUCGAAUCCUCAAGGAAACCACGGCGAGUCGAUCAAGGAGGCACAUUUCCACCUGGACAAUGUUCCCACUCACUCGUACAUGAAAUUCCUCUACAAAUACCCUCAGCGUCGAUUCCCGUACGACGACCUCAUCAAGGAGAACGCCCGCCGCGGUAAGCUCGAUAGGGAAUACAACAUUGUCGACACGGGCUGCUUCGACGACGACAGAUACUGGGACAUUUUCAUUGAGACGGCGAAGGAGGCAGAUGAUGAAGAGGAGCUUUUGUUCCGGGUUACUGCCUACAAUCGCGGUCCUGAGGCGGCACCGCUGCACGUUGUCCCUCACGUCUUUUUCAGGAACACCUGGGCGUGGGGACGUGAAUCCCUGGACAAGAAGCCAUCCAUUCGCAAGAUUGGAGAUACCACCGCCGAGUCAAAACACUACAAGCUUGGCGACAGGUACUUUCAGCUAUCGCCCUCUCCAGGAAUCGGUGAAGGCAGCGAUGACAUUCAACCCCAGCUUCUCUUCACCGACAACGACACCAACAUGCAAAAGCUUUGGGGAGUAGAGAACAAGGCAAAGUAUGUGAAGGACGCUUUCCACCGUUACAUUUGUGACGACGAAAAGACUGCCGUCAACCCAGAAAACACCGGAACCAAGGCAGCAGCUUGGUUCGCAUUCGACGAAGGCGACGGAGUCCCUCCUGGAGAAUGUGCCGUUGUCCGAUUCAGGCUCUCACGCAGGAACGACGGCUACCUUGACGAAGAACUCUUUGAUGACAUUAUCGAACAGAGGAGGAUUGAGGCUGAUGAAUUCUACUACCGCAUCAAUCCUGUUCCGAUGUCUGAGGAUCUUCGCAACAUCCAGCGACAGGCCUUUUCCGGAAUGUUGUGGUGCAAGCAGUUCUACCACUUCAUUUGGGAAGAAUGGGCGAACGGCGACCCGGACAUGCCACCACCUCCUCCCGGAAGGAAGAACAUUCGCAACCAACAUUGGAAGCACAUGUACCUUGACGAUAUCCUGUCGUUACCUGACUCUUGGGAAUAUCCUUUCUUUGCCGCGUGGGAUAGUGCCUUCCACUGCAUUCCGCUGGCGAUGAUCGAUCCCGACUUUGCAAAGAAGCAACUUGAUCUGUUCACUCGCGAAUGGUACAUGCAUCCCAAUGGCCAGCUUCCUGCCUAUGAAUGGAAUUUUGGCGACGUCAACCCUCCUGUUCAUGCAUGGGCAACCUUCAGAACAUUCAAAAUCGAGCGCAAGAUGUAUGGUCGCGAAGACUUGGAUUUCCUGGAGCGGGUUUUCCAAAAGUUGCUCCUUAACUUCACCUGGUGGGUAAACAGGAAGGACUUCGAAGGCAAGAACGUUUUCGAAGGUGGGUUCUUGGGUCUGGACAACAUUGGCCUCUUCAACCGCUCCGAUCCUUUGCCGACUGGUGGUGUCCUUGAACAAGCCGACAGCACUGGCUGGAUGGGAUUCUACUGUCUCUGCAUGCUUAACAUCGCCCUGGAGCUGGCAAAGCAUCGCCGGAUCUAUGAAGACAUUGCUUCAAAAUUCUUUGAACACUUCAUACUCAUCAGCGAUGCCAUGCAAUAUCGCUCCGGUGGCGAGGAAAAGUCCUUGUGGAACGACGACGAUGGCUUCUACUACGAUGCCAUCUCUUGGGGCGGUCCUUGGAGCCAGCAGAUGCCUGUCCGCUCUCUUGUUGGUCUCAUCCCACUUUACGCAACUUUGACUCUUGAGCCAGAGGUCAUCGAUAAGUUCCCCUCUUUCAAGAAGAGAGUAAACUGGUUCAUCGAGAACCGCCCUGAGAUGGCGGAUCGCAACCUCGCCAGUAUGUCCCGGCGCGGCAAGGGCAACAGGAUUCUGCUGUCCUUGGUCAGUGAGGAUCGCUUGAAGAAGAUCCUGCACAGGAUGCUUGACGAAGAUGAGUUCUUCGCUGACCACGGCAUCCGCUCUUUGUCGAGAUACCAUAAGGACCACCCUUAUUCCAUGGAUGUCAAUGGCCAACGCUUCCAGGUUAGCUAUGUUCCAGGUGAUUCUGACAGUGGUCUGUUUGGAGGCAACAGCAACUGGCGUGGUCCUAUCUGGAUCGCCGUCAACUUCUUACUUGUUGAGUCCCUUCUCCGGUUCUACAUGUUCUAUGGAAACACCCUCAAGGUCGAGUGCCCUACUGGCUCGGGCGACGAGAUGCACCUGGGUCACGUCGCAGAAGAGGUUCAACAUCGCCUGCAGCACCUGUUCGCGCGUGGAGACGACGGCCGCCGUGCUAUCAACGCAGGCAACGAAAUGCUCGACUUCGAUCCGAACUGGAAGGAUUACAUGUGGUUCCAUGAGUUCUUCGAUGGAGACACUGGUAGAGGCCUCGGCGCAAGCCAUCAGUGUGGUUGGACCGGUCUGAUUGCUAAGAUGAUCACCGACACUGGUAUUCGCUGCCGCCUGCCUCAAACUCCUCGUACUCCGUCCACUGCUGCGGCCCACUACUUUGACGACAUCUUUAUGAAGUACAAGCCUUCCAAGCCUGCAUUCCGCCGCUCCUCAACCAGCCGUUCGAUUGGCGUGCGCAGUGAUUGGGGGGAUAAUGAAGGUGCUGAACAUGCCGUCGAGGAUGAGGACCCCGAGAAGCCCACCAGACCGUUCAAGCGGGUCAACUCAGUGGGUUACUUUGACGAAGAAGCGCUCGCGAAGAAGAAGCAGAUCGACGAGCACGUUGCGCAUUACGUCUCGGAUCAGCUAUCGCGCAUGAUGAGCAACGACUCUGCUGGCGAAGGUGUGCAAGACGAGCUCGAGGCUCAGCUGGACGGUGCGUGAUCAGUCAUACCAAGAGGGUACAGACAGGCGGCAACAUGUCAUUUUGCGUACAGCGGUUAAUGGAUGUUCGAAGACGGGGGUUCUGGCGACAGAGGCGCUGCGUUGUUUUUGCUGGACGGGCUCGAAUUACCUAAAACCUAAGUUAGACGCUACUCAAAUUCCUUUUUGCGUGUCAC
Messenger RNA from Aplosporella prunicola CBS 121167, 3614 nucleotides. RefSeq lists its product as uncharacterized. The record is from RefSeq and is a predicted model, not a curated record. Lineage: Eukaryota; Fungi; Ascomycota; Dothideomycetes; Botryosphaeriales; Aplosporellaceae. Gene Ontology annotation, molecular function: Glc3Man9GlcNAc2 oligosaccharide glucosidase activity. The transcript is spliced from 7 exons. Gene Ontology annotation, cellular component: endoplasmic reticulum membrane. Gene Ontology annotation, biological process: protein N-linked glycosylation; oligosaccharide metabolic process. The coding region runs from base 343 to 3438 and encodes 1031 amino acids.